Messenger RNA from Tetranychus urticae (two-spotted spider mite), 1228 nucleotides. RefSeq names its product protein big brother. Gene Ontology annotation, molecular function: transcription coactivator activity; sequence-specific DNA binding. Gene Ontology annotation, cellular component: nucleus; core-binding factor complex. The record is from RefSeq and is a predicted model, not a curated record. Gene Ontology annotation, biological process: regulation of transcription by RNA polymerase II. NCBI's taxonomy places the organism in Eukaryota, Metazoa, Arthropoda, Arachnida, Trombidiformes, Tetranychidae.
AAAUCAAGUGAUACUCUUCACUUGCAGACAAGCACUCUCUCUGUUCAGUUCAUUUGUUCGGUUUCAUCGCACAUUUGUCAUCAUUCAUCAUUCAUCUUCAUCAUCAUACUCUUGUUUCAUGAAAAUGCUUCCAUUUGAAACACCAACGAUUUUUGAACAACUACCAAAAUACUUUUUUUCAGUGCCCAAAGUGGUUUCAAAUCAAAAGGACAAAUUUGAAAGUGAUGAGUUAUUCAGACGGUUAAGUCGUGAAAGUGAGAUCCGUUUUGUUGGAUAUAAGGAUCGACCUAUAGUUGAACGUCGUGUACGUUUUGCCACCGGAUUACGUGAAGCAACAACGGACAUAGUAUUUAUACCUACAGGAACCAACCUGCAAUUGGUAUUUAACUCUUGUGUAAACGGAUUCAGCGAUUAUUGUGACUUUGAAAAGGAGCGAGGAAAAGUUCACUUUAAAUCAAGUUUCAUCAUGAACGGUGUUUGUGUCCAUUGUAAGGGUUGGAUAGACCUUGAAAAGUUGGAAGGAAUCGGUUGUCUCGAGUAUGACCAGGAAAGAGGUGCAAUUGAAGAUGCUCUGUUGAGAGAGCACAUCGAAAGAUGGAAAGCAAAGCCUAAUAAAAUUGAUAAACGUAUUUGUGGAAUCAACCAACUUGGCCGAUCAUUGAUGGUUUAAUCAAACUAUGUUAGGUGUUGUUUUUUGUGUUUUUAAAUAUCGAACCCGACUUGAUUCAUCUUCACUCAUUUGGUCAUUUGUUCAACGUUAUUUCAACGCUUCAAUCCAAAGUGUUGACACUAUUUUACCGACUUUUGUGUUUGUCUAUAUCAUUAUUAUUAUUAUUACUAUUGAGCAAAUUAAACCUGGAACAAGGAAACAAGCGGAAUGAAAAAGCCCCCGAAAAAGAUCACCAUUUGGAUGAAGAUGAAGACGAUUUGAACAGUUUUUUAAAUAAAUAUAUUAACAUGGACAAAAAUUGCAGCAAAAAUGGAUUGAAAAAUAGAGUAAAAAUAUUUUAUUUCCAGGCAAAGCAACAAAACAAAUGAUAAUUGCAAAUAUCAACUUAAAAUUAUAAAAAAUUGAUCGAUAAUAAGAAAAAAAAUAAAAACUAAAAAAAUGAUAAAAUCAAUGAAAUGUCCCAAAAAAAUUCAAUUAGAGAGACAAAAGUGAAGCAAUGCUGAUCAUCGGCAAUAAAUUAAUGAUAAUAUUAAUAAAUGAAACUUGACAAUUAACAAU